GCGCAAGAGGACAACUCCGACUUCCUCAAUUCUUGACACCGCAUUCACCUCGACAUCGGCAUCCCUUAGCCCAGGCUCACGUUCUUUCGCGCCAGAAAUCCCGCAACUCGGUAGACCAGACCGGACGUAAGCCCGGAGCGUCGCCACAAUGUCUUCGAACGACGGCAUCAACGAGAAGCUGCACUCUUCGCUACCCGCCCCCGUCGCCGACCACCUCCCGCACAUUCCCGAGAGCAAGGAUGAGUUAAAGGCGGAGCUGAAGGCCGGCGAGAAGGCCGCCGUCUCCAGCAUACGAUCCUUCGCCGCCGGUGGCUUCGGUGGCGUAUGCGCCGUCAUCGUCGGACAUCCGUUCGACCUGGUGAAGGUGCGCCUGCAGACCGCCGACAAGGGCGUGUAUUCUUCCGCUAUCGACGUGGUGAGGAAAAGCGUCGCGAGGGAUGGAUUAAGGAGGGGUCUCUACGCCGGCGUCAGUGCGCCCUUAGUGGGGGUUACGCCAAUGUUCGCCGUAUCCUUCUGGGGCUACGACGUCGGCCAGCGGAUCGUAACGAGCCUCUCGUCCCCGAGCCCGAGCGGCACGCUCUCGAUCGCGCAGAUCAGCACGGCCGGCUUCCUCAGCGCGAUCCCGAUGACGGCCAUCACGGCGCCCUUCGAGCGCGUGAAAGUGAUCCUGCAGGUGCAGGGCCAGCGCCUCAAGCCCGGCGAGGAGCCCAAGUACAAGGGCGGCCUCGACGUCGUGCGCCAGCUGUACCGCGACGGCGGCGCGCGCUCCGUCUUCCGCGGCAGCGUGGCUACUUUCGCCCGCGACGGCCCCGGCUCCGCCGCUUACUUCGCCGCCUACGAGUACAUCAAGCGCCGGCUCACGCCGCUCGACCCCGAGACGGGAAAGCCCAAGGGCGAGCUGAGCCUGCUCGCUAUCACGGCCGCCGGAGGCGCCGCGGGCGUCGCCAUGUGGAUCCCCGUGUUCCCUAUCGACACUAUCAAGAGCCGGCUGCAGACGGCCGAGGGCAAGGUGAGUAUUGGCGGCGUGUUCAAGGAGGUGUACGGCAGGGGCGGCGUCAAGGCUUUCUUCCCCGGCUUCGGGCCCGCGCUCGCGAGGGCGGUGCCGGCGAACGCGGCGACGUUCUUGGGCGUCGAGCUCGCGCACCAGUUUUUUAGGAAGAUGUUUGAUUGAGCGUCUGAGUUGCUUAGGCGCUGGCUACGAUGUGCUG
This is a messenger RNA of Annulohypoxylon truncatum, 1208 nucleotides long. Its product is annotated as mitochondrial carrier. Gene Ontology annotation, molecular function: O-acyl-L-carnitine transmembrane transporter activity. The transcript is spliced from 2 exons. The record is from RefSeq and is a predicted model, not a curated record. The coding region runs from base 149 to 1171 and encodes 340 amino acids. Gene Ontology annotation, biological process: carnitine transmembrane transport; mitochondrial transport. Gene Ontology annotation, cellular component: mitochondrial envelope. NCBI's taxonomy places the organism in Eukaryota, Fungi, Ascomycota, Sordariomycetes, Xylariales, Hypoxylaceae.